AUGGCGGGGCCUCAGCAGCGGGGAGGGGAGGUGCCGGCCUGCCCCUGGCAACUGGAUUUCAUUAUCCAGAACAAGUGCCUGACCGAGGUCUCAGCCUCCCCAGACCCCAGCUCUCCUAGGGAAGAGGAGACCCCACUGCUCCCAGGAACCGGCCCCCAAAAGGCAGCCCUUCCUGGGACCCAGGAGGACACUCCCCUGCUGCUGGAGCUGCAGAAGCUGCCAGGAUUGGCCAACACAGACUUGAGUACCCCGAACCCCAAUAUCCAGGUGAGCACUGAGGCGAUGGAGGACACCCAGGCCAAGGUGGAGGGGGACUUGCUGGCCGAGGCAAGUCGUCACUGGCCCCAAGGUGCCCCCAGCUGGCUAACCGCCAAGGAGGCCUCCUGGCCCCUCCUCUGGGGCUACCUGCGGGAUGAGAGGGCGAGGUCCAGUCUCAGCGGCAAAGUCCCAAGGAGAAAGGAGGAAGGAGGGAAGGACUCCUUUUCAGAGUACCGUGAGAGCAGCGAUGAGAAAGAGGACGAGUUCAGUGGAGCCAUAGGCAUCUGGAAGCGGGGCUCGCUGUCCUCCAGCUUUUUGGCCUUCAAGGACCUCAACAGUGACAAGCCUCAAGAGGAGUGGAGCCCCUGGUCUCCUUGCAACGCGAGCUGUGGCAGUGGCACCCGGCAGAGGACUCGGUCCUGUGGCUACGGCUGCACCGCCACCGAAGACGAGGAUUGCGACCUGCCCCCCUGUCCUGGCACCCAGGACGAGGACACCUCGGGUUCACCCAGUGAGGAGCCCCCGGCUACCGAUGUGCCAGAUUCAGAUGUGGACCCCUGUGAGAAGUGGCUGAACUGCAAGAGCGACUUCUUAGAUAAGUACCUGAGCCAGGUGCUGCAGGACCUGCCCAGUUGCCCAUGCACAUACCCACUAAAGGCUAGGAACCAGGACGUGAGCUUGUGGGACAAGCGGAAGGGCCGCAGCUUCCAGUGGAGGGACGCCAGCGGCCCCAAAGAGCGGCUGGAUAUCUACCAUCCCUCGGCGGACUCCUGCCUGCGCUCCCGGCUGUCCCAGAACAGCACCACGCUGGCCGCCCAGCACUGCUGCUACGACUCCAGGCACCGGCUGCUGACCCGAGGCAAGGGCGCUGGCACCCCUAACCUCAUCAGCACGGAAUUCUCACCCGAACUGCACUUCAAGUUGGACAGGCUGCCCUGGAUCAUGUGUAAGGGGGACUGGAGCCGCUACCACUCUGUGCGGCCCCCCAACAAUGGCAGGGUCUGCGCCGUAAACCCUUCUCAGAGGGAGUACCUGUCCCAGCUGCAGGAGGCCGAGGAAUACUGA
Miniopterus natalensis is the source of this 1323-nucleotide messenger RNA. Lineage: Eukaryota; Metazoa; Chordata; Mammalia; Chiroptera; Miniopteridae. The record is from RefSeq and is a predicted model, not a curated record.